Molecule: messenger RNA, 3585 nt
Organism: Gadus macrocephalus (Pacific cod)
Lineage: Eukaryota; Metazoa; Chordata; Actinopteri; Gadiformes; Gadidae
Gene: ptpdc1a
Product: protein tyrosine phosphatase domain containing 1a
Exons: 10
Coding region: 241-2442 (733 amino acids)
Biological process (GO): protein dephosphorylation; cilium assembly
Molecular function (GO): protein tyrosine/serine/threonine phosphatase activity
Source: RefSeq, a predicted model, not a curated record
UGGGGUCACGUGACCGCAGCAUCACAACACAACAUGUCAGGCUGCUAAUGUAGCUCGUUAGCUAGCUAGGCUAGCUGGCCGAACGAUGCGGAUUACGACGAGUACAGCUCUCUAUUGUGCCAUAUGUUUGUUUAAUUGUGCAAAAAUGUGUAACGCCAACAUAUCGGAUGAGUAUUUGAUAUCUUUGUUGAAAACCCGAAGGAUAGAAGCUGAUUUGCAGUAGACGGAUAAGUCCCUGCCAUGGCAGCCGCUGUCGGAGUGCUGAGCGACCUGCCCUACUCGCCCAGUGGAGUCUGCUGCGGAGACAUGGACCCAGACAUGGACACGGCCAACACGAGGGUCCCCACGGCCAAGUACACCAAGAUGGGGGAGACCCUGCGCCACGUCAUCCCGGGCCACAUGCAGUGCUCCAUGGCGUGUGGGGGCAAGGCCUGCAAGUACGAGAACCCCUCGCGCUGGAGCGACGAGGAGCAGGCCGUCAAGGGCCUCUACUCAUCCUGGAUCACAGACAACUUGCUCGCUAUGGCAAGGCCUUCAACUGAAAUCAUCGAAAAAUAUAACGUAAUCGAGCAAUUCCAAAGGUGCGGCCUGAAGACGGUGAUCAACCUGCAGCGCCCCGGGGAGCACGCCAGCUGUGGCAACAGCCUGGCGCCCCAGAGCGGCUUCACCUACCGCCCGGAGGCCUUCAUGGAGGCUGGCAUUUACUUCUAUAACUUUGGGUGGAAGGACUACGGCGUGGCGUCCCUGACCACCAUCUUGGACAUGGUGAAGGUCAUGUCCUUCGCUAUACAGGAGGGCAAAAUGGCCGUCCACUGCCACGCUGGUCUGGGCAGGACAGGUGUGCUGCUGGCCUGCUACCUGGUCUUCACGGCCCGCAUGACGGCGGACCAGGCCAUCCUGUUCGUCCGCGCCAAGCGGCCCAACUCCAUCCAGACGCGCGGCCAGCUGCUCUGCGUGCGCGAGUUCGCCGCCUUCCUGGCGCCGCUGCGCAGCGUGUUCGCCUGCGCGGCGCCCACCGGCCACCGCGCCGUCACGCUGUCCCAGUACCUGACCCGCCAGCGCCACCUGCUGCACGGCUACGAGGCGCGCCAGAUGAAGAACGUGCCCAAGAUCGUGCGUCUGGCGUGCCGGCGGCUGCUCGACCUCGCGGCGGCGGACCGCCGCGCCGCGGCCGUGCCGCCGCCGCCGCCGCGCCCCGACCUGGCGGCGGAGGUGGAGAAGACGGUCUCCCAGCAGGCCUUGCAGCAGCUGGGGAAGGAGAUGAGGGGGAAGGGCAUCCCCAUGGCUCCGCCCCCGUCGCCGUGCCUCCUCCCCGGCCUCCCGCCCCCCCCGGUCCGGCCCCUGACCGGCGGCGGCGGCGGCGUCCAGGGGCCCACCUGGAACGUCCCCGCCGUCCCCCCGCUCCCGGGCAACCGGCGGCUGAGCUACAGCGACUCCGCCCUCUACCAGCCCGAGCCCCGCCCCCACCUGCAGCGCCCCCUGCUGCCCGUCGACGGGCUCAUCAAGCCCUUCCUGUCGCACACCGCCCUCGCGGCGGCGUGCGACCCGCGCCCCGCCCUCCGCUGCCCUCCCCCCCCCCGGGACCCGGACAGCGGCGGCAGCUUCGGCAGCGGCCCCCCGAGCUCCGCCUCCUCGCCCGCCCCCCCCCCGCCCCUCCCCCCCGCCGCACAGGAAGCAGAACUCCAGCGGCCCGGGGCGUCCCCCACACCCUCAUACCCGGGCGGGGGGGGGCAGAGUCCAGGGGUGUCAGAGGAGGGAGGGGGAGCGCAGGGCGGCACAUCGCCGCCGCCGCCGCACGCCUCCGCAGCAGAGAGGGCGCCGGAGGCGGCCGGCGUGGCCCCAGGAGGGGACUCGUCUGCGGGGAGAGGUGGCGGGCGAGGGGAUGCCGUCCUGGAGGUUCCCGGCCAGCCCCUGGUGGUCAGGCUGCAGUCGGACACGCCCAUGGACGCCAGGCGCCUCCUGGUGGCCCGGGCGCUGGCCAUGGACCUGAGGGGCCGGGAGCUGACCAGGAGGGUGUCGGCGUGGCAGGCGGACCUGAACGGGCAGGAGGGCGCGUGGGAUCGGCUGUGUGCGGAGCAGGACCCCGUGGUGCUGUCCGGCCUGAUGUGGUCCUGGCUGGAGCAGCUGAAGGAGCCCGUCAUCAGCGGGGCCGACGUGGCCCUGCUGAUGGGGGACGGCAGCUACAACCCCCAGAGGGCGCUGGACUCCCUGGAGAAGGGCCACCGGCUCACCCUGCUGUGUAUCCUGGACUGUGCGGCCGGCCUCCUCCCCAGCCCCACGGACCUGGAGGAGGCCUUCCUCGACCGGACCAUACGAGGCUUCACCAAGAUGGAUGGUGAGUUGGAGAGCAACCAGGCGUUGUACAAGACUUUAAAGGCCAUCCUGCGGCCUGUUCUGCACGAGAUGAGGCAGAGAGCGACGGAGAGCCGAGACUUCUCCUGACCGUCAGAAGAGAGACGCCAUUAACACACUUUUCCAUUUCUACCAUUUGGGCAUUAUUACAAGGCAAAAAUCAGCUGCUUGCUGCCGACGCUGCAGAAUUCCCCCUGACCUUAUUUAUUGAUAGUUUUUAAAUAUGUUUUCUUCUAACAUUUGUCCGCCAUUGUUUCGUGUUGCAGGGUAGACGUGGGUUUUGUUUGACUUUUAUUGUUUAUUUUCUACUAAACACUGCCAUCUUGUGUUCGAACGUGCCACUACACUUGCUUUUAUGAUGUCCUGGACAAGUGUCCUGUUCUGUUUAGUAGAAGGUGGAGGAAAUGGAGCACUUCUGAUGUUACUACUGGUUCAAAUGCACUGAAGGGACGAUUUCAAUGAAGGAAAUGUGUAUUUAAAUGUGCUUUCUGCCCAAAUAUCAAUAGGGUAAUUGGGAAGGGGACGUAGCUGAAUGUUGAACCACAAUAUCAUUUUUUUUUACACUGUGCAAAUGCCUCAUUGUGUGUUAUCGUCUUUGAGCGAUUUAUAUUGAGAACUCGUUAUCAUAGGUGACAAAAUGCAAGUUUGCAUUGUUUAAAGAUGGAUUAUGGAUUGUACCUGGGGCCACAUGCAAAACAUAUAAUUGUUGUAAUCGUGUUGAGAGUUGAAGAAUGUCACCUUUUGUAACCUAGUCCAAGCAAUUCAUUGGCACCACAAUAAUGUAACACACACACACACACACACACACACACACACACACACACACACACACACACACACACACACACACACACACACACACACACACACACACUUUCUGACUGCACUGGUGCAUUGCAUAGGAAGUGUGUACCUGCCUCCCAAUUUUGCUUUUUUGCAAAAUGCCUCUGUUUGAGUGACACCUGUCAUACCUUCAACUGUACUGUGCUGCUUUAGAUACCGUAGGCCUCCCGUGUGUUAGACGUCUGUUGAGGACACUGUAAACCACACCCUGACCUCAACCUUCCCUCUGGACACGAUGAAAUGUAGACUGGCGGACACCUUAACCGUAAGAAGCACCGACAAGCAUAUCUGCCAUACACGGCAGGAAUGUGCGACUUUGUAUGAAAUUCACUGUUUUACUGCAUUCUAACGUGGUGUCUAACGUGCCGAAAUAAAAAAGGCUAACCGUUA